AUGAUUAAACGACUAAAAUUUAAUACAGAGUAGAUUAGAAGGGCAUCGACUGUACUGUAGAAAAUCGAUCUGAGGAUGAGUCAAAGGGAUUUUUCUAAUUAUCAAGACAUCAUAGAUAUAAUGAUUUUUAUACUUCUGAAGCCAUGUGAACUGAGAUUAUAAGCAGAUGUUGAACUGCUAAAAUAGGCCACACGAUCUCUUGAUUUUUUUGCGAAUUUGGGUUCCGAUCUUUUGCAUGAAUAAUGUUGUAGGAAUCUUAGACACAAGUAUAUUCCAUUAGGACACUUUGUUUUUAAAGAAGGAGAAAAAGGAGACAAUUUCUACUUUAUCAUAAGUGGUCGUGUGUCAGUGUUGAAGGAUUUCAAUCCAUCUGAUCCACAAGCCUCGAUAUUCGAUAAUGAGAUAAAACAAUUGACGAAUUUCGAGACUUUUGGAGAACGAGCCAUGGAUUCUGAUGCACUCAGAACAGCCUCUGUCAGAGCUAUAGAGAACACCCAUCUCGCAUAUUUGAAUAAGGAGAGUUAUUAAAUUAUAGCUAAGAGUGUCAAAAAUCAAUUAAAGAAAGCUUAUUUCGAAGAAUUUGCAAAUCUAGAUUUCUUCCACAACUGGAGAUUUCAGGAUAUCAAGGUAUUUUAUGAUAGGGCUUAUGUAAAACGAUAUGCAAUGAAUGCCACUGUGUACAAGGAGGGGGAUCCAUUAGACUACGUAUACAUCAUUAAAAAGGGGGAGUUCAAGAUAGUCAAAAUAAUAAAGACAUCGACCAUAGACUUGAAUGAGAUGUUCAAGGGCGAUUUCGAGAAGAUUUUGUGUGGAAUGAGCACUCCGAAGACCUACACAAUCUCAGAAAGAUUAGAGGCUCGGUUUUAAAGAAAGAAAUAUGGCAAUAUCUAUUAUUUGGAGAAGAAGAAACCUGUGACUAUCAAAUAUAUAACUGCAGGAUAGAUGUUUGGAGAAAUGGAAUUCUUAAUGCAAAAUAAUAAUGUAAGAACACACUCAGUCUAUUCAGUUACUGAUCAAUCAGAACUCUACAUGGUUAAGAGGGAAUGUUUUGAAACCAUAUUGGACAAGGUUCCAUCCAUCAAAAAUGCUUUGAUUUAGUUGUCUGAAUAGAAGAACAAUAAUUUUAUGAGAUAACUGUUACAAUAUGAGAAACAUUUUAAUGAUUUAACUGAAGUAAAAAAAGACUUGGAGAGAAAUAUUAAUUUGGAUUUUUUAUAAUUGGGAAGCACUGAAAAAAGAUUGCCUUCUCCAGUCUUGCAAUAAAUUAGAUCUUCACAACCUGUAGUUAAAAAAGUAUUGAAAAUCCCUAAAAUUGAAAGAGAAGUUUAAAGGAUAGAGACUAAAAAGAAAUUUUUAAUGCGAAGAAGAAAAACAAGUGCGUUCAAAAUACAUGAUAGUAACUCUGAAAUGGAUGGCAGCCAAUAUAACUUUAUUAGUUCAAUUAAAUGA
Paramecium tetraurelia is the source of this 1449-nucleotide messenger RNA. RefSeq lists its product as uncharacterized. The record is from RefSeq and is a predicted model, not a curated record. The transcript has 3 exons. NCBI's taxonomy places the organism in Eukaryota, Ciliophora, Oligohymenophorea, Peniculida, Parameciidae.